AGGAAACAGUUUGUUCUUCUCCCUCACAGACGGACUGAAAAACAGACGAUCAGAUUCACCUUCAGACCAAACUAACAACUUCCUCUGAGUUCAGCUGCAGGAGAGAAAAGUGGAAACUAUAGCCCUGCUGCUUCAACCUGCGGACCCUCCACCCCCCGAAGCUUCACUCAGAGACAACAUGGCUUCCAGGUUAGAGGAAGAGCUCUGCUGUCCGGUCUAUCAGGACGUCUUUAGAGAUCCUGUUGUUCUGUCCUGUAGCCACAGCUUCUGUAAAGCCUGUCUGCAGACCUGGUGGACGGGGAAAGAAGUAAAGGAGUGUCCAGUCUGUAAGGCAAGAUCAUUGAUGGAUCAUCCUCCCUGUAACCUGUCUUUAAAGAACCUGAGUGAGACCUUCUUACUGGAGAGAGGUCAGAGACCUCCAGAGGCUCUCUGCAGUCUGCACUCUGAGAAACUCAGACUCUUCUGUCUGGACCAUCAGCAGCCAGUGUGUCUCGUCUGCAGAGAUUCAAGAACACACACCAAUCACAGAUUCAGACCCAUCAAUGAAGCUGCUCAGGAUCUCAGAGAGGAGCUCCAGAAAGCUCUGCAGCCCUUUCAGGAGAAACUGAAGCUCUUUGAAGAAGUUAAAGUGAAGUUUGAUCAAACAGCAGGACACAUGAAGGUCCAGGCUCAACACACAGAGAAGCAGAUUAAGGAGCAGUUUCAGAAGCUUCACCAGUUUCUAGAAGAGGAAGAGGAGGCCAGGAUGGCUGCACUGAGGGAGGAAGAGGAGCAGAAGAGGAGGAUGAUGGAGGAGAAGAUGGAGGCUGUGAGCAGAGAGAUAGCAGCUCUUUCACACACAGUCAGAGGCACAGAGGAGGAGCUGAGAGCUGAAGACGUCUCCUUCCUGCACAGUUGCAAGGCUGCAGUGGAGAGGCUGCAGCGCCCCCUGCUGGAGGCUCCACAGCUGCCCUCAGGAGCUCUGAUAGACCAGGCCAAACACCUGGGCAACCUCAGCUUCAACAUCUGGAGCAAGAUGAAGGACAUGGUGUCCUACUCUCCUCUCAUCCAGGACUCAAGACAAGACACUUCACCCCAAAGUGCUCCUGUGGGGAUUGUCCACAGUACUGAAUGUAUGUAAGUCGCUUUGGAUAAAAGCGUCUAACAAAUGACAUUUAAUGUAAUGAUUCAUUUUACUUUCAGAUGAUAAUACUUUUCACUUGGGCAAUUGACAAUUUUGAAUGCAGGACAUUCAUUUCUAACACGUAUUUGUACCUAGGUAAAUAAUCUGAAUACUUCUUCCAUCUCUGAUUUUGGACUCUGUCACUGUUUUUAAAACAUUAAAGGUCCCAUGUCAUGGCCAUUUCUACUGAUCAUAAUUCCAUU
Gymnodraco acuticeps is the source of this 1365-nucleotide messenger RNA. RefSeq names its product tripartite motif-containing protein 35-like. The coding region runs from base 179 to 1120 and encodes 313 amino acids. The record is from RefSeq and is a predicted model, not a curated record. Gene Ontology annotation, molecular function: zinc ion binding. Lineage: Eukaryota; Metazoa; Chordata; Actinopteri; Perciformes; Bathydraconidae. The transcript is spliced from 2 exons.